UCAAGCUUCAGUAUCACUGCAAAAAUGCAACCGAGUAUUCUGUUUCUGCUGCUGGGCUGGCUAGCUGUUGUCAACUCUUUUGGUCUAGACCUGCGAUUUCUAAACCCCUUGAGGACCUCAGAUGAUAAAAAUGAGCAGGCGUUACCACCGGUGAUACCAAAUAUGUGCAAACCCACGGAACCCAGGACUUUAAUUAGGAAUGCCCGAGAGGCUCAGCUAAUGCGAAACGACUUUGUACCAUUUCCAACUCUGGCACCCACAAAUAAUCCAGGAAGUGAACUCAGCACUAGGCGAUUAGUUCCCUUUCCAACUUUGGCACCCACAACCACCUCAACGACCACAGAAACCAGCAGAAGCCCAGGCGAUAGACAGGAAGCUCCUUCAAAUGAUUGCGAUCCUCUUCCUUUAGGAAUUGCCACUCGAUUGUCAGGACAACUUUUGAAAAUUCUUACUAUAUUGGGCUAAAAAUAAAUACAAUUUAAACAAUUCCUUCGAAAUAUUAUAGUAAUGAAGAGAAACACGAACAAAAUAAAACAGAGCAUGGUAAAUACAACA
Messenger RNA from Drosophila kikkawai, 555 nucleotides. RefSeq lists its product as uncharacterized. The record is from RefSeq and is a predicted model, not a curated record. Lineage: Eukaryota; Metazoa; Arthropoda; Insecta; Diptera; Drosophilidae.